CACACACACUCAGUCUGCCGGGAGUUUCAGCUUGCAGCGGUGACGCACUGUGAGCUCACUGAGCCAGCUCACUGUUUAUGUCCUCUUUCACACACGGAGAUCAGCCAGAGACAGAGAGGGGGGACCUCGUAUGCCGGCUUUGUGGUUUUCAUCCAUUCUCAAGCGUUUUUAAUUCCACCUGCCGACUCAGUCCUCUGCAGCCGAUGAUGCUCGUCUCUCAAUACUGAUUUCGGCUCCAUUUAUUCACCAAACCGAUCAUAUGUACAUAGAAGAAUACAUUGAAGAAGAUGAGGAACCACCUUUGCUGCUCAGCUCUUGUCCUUCUCGCGGUGUUCGGCUGUGGUGGGACUGCAGCAGUGAAGUGUCGGUGGGGGGACGGAUGUGUGUGUCUGCAAUGCCCUGCAGGCCAGGAGCCUUCCAAGGCUUGUGGGCAGAUCCAGAGUCCAGCAGAGGAAGUACAAUGUCAGUGGUGCCCAACUGGAAGCUUCUCAGACACUCUGGACUCUGAACUUUGUCGUCCACACACCUCCUGCAAGACCCUCGGCCGAAAGAUCGCAACUUCCGGUACCGCAGCCUCGGAUGCCGUCUGUGGUGACUGUCUGACCGGGUUUCAUUCCACUGCCACAGGGCAAGUUUCCACCCAAAGUCCCUGUGUGAAAAGAGAUCUGCUUGUGAGGACAGUCCGUACUGUUGGCAAAGGUCCGUCCAGCGGAGCAGGAGGACCGGCCAACAGCACUGUGGUGCGCAGCGCUGAGGAGAAGACGGCAGAGUACGCUGUGUUCGCUCUGGUGCCUGUCUUCUGCGUGAUGGGCCUUCUGGGUAUCCUCAUCUGCAACAUCCUGAAGAAGAAGGGAUACCGCUGCACUGCCGAGAAGGAGGGAGGAGAUGAAGAGACGGCCACACCACAGAAAGAAGGUAACAAUUGUCCCUACAUUUCUGAUGACCUGAACGAAGAUACCAUCAGUGUUCUGGUUCGCCUCAUUACUGAGAAAAAAGAAAAUGCUGCUGCCCUGGAGGAGCUGCUGCUGGAGUACGAGACCAAACAGUUGGCCCUGAGCAAAGGCUCGUCAAUCAAGUUCCCGAUGCUGUCUCCCUUGUCUCCGUUCCGCUCCCUGCCCAGGCUCUGCCCCCAUCAGUCCCACCUCCACACCAUCUCUGGUCUCUCUGGUUUGGCCCCCAAACACGGGUACCGCUGCACCCGCUGCGCCCAGAGAAAGUGGCCUCCUGUUCUCAUUCCUCCCCUGGAUUCCCUUAAAGAUCCACUGAAGCCCCCACCAUCCCUCAUCCUGCCCUCCCUGGACCCAUCUACUGACCAGCAGAAGAACCCACUGCUGGGGGGAGUGUGUGUCGACACACACCGUACACAAGCUGUCGUGCCAAAAACUGUACAGGAUAAAGUGGAAGGAAGUGAAGUGAAGGAGAAGAAGGAGGGCGAGCUCACUGUGCUGUCUGUGGGGAGAUUUCAAGUUGCUCAGAUCCCAGAGCAGAAGCCCGUCACCAUGGAAACCAAGACAUCAUCUCAGGAGCAAAGAAACUCCCUUUUUGGAGGGAAACACUUCUGCUCUUCAUCAUCUGGCAUCAGGAGGUGAAGAGACUCAGAGUUGCUGUACGAUAAUGCUACCUCGCUGAAGAUGACCUCAUCAUCUGGUGACAACUUUAUCGCUGGCAUGGAAGGAAUUUUUUUAUACUCCAAGAAACCAGAACCACCUCCUGCUGGAAGAAGUUGUUUCUAGUUAUGCAAUUAGAGGAACAUAACUUAUAUUUAUUAUAAGAUUAAGAAAAAAAUCUUGUACUUUGAGAAGAGAAACUCAACCUAAUUUACUGCUGCUUUAUUGUCUCAGCCUGUCGGAGACAUGAGUGGACAGUACAGCUUUGUAUUAAUACCUGAAACUAUAAGGAGGAGGAAAGUUUGGGUGAAAAACAAAUGCACUCUCAGCCCUGUUAUUUGUGCUUCCAUUUGCAAAGAAUAGAACACAGGGGUACAACUCAUAAAGCACAUGUAGAACGACUAAUCUGCUCACACUCACUAAUGAUUACCCAUCAAAACACAACCCUAGUCUUCUCUGUGUGAACUUUGCUGACAACCCCCCCCCCACACACACACACACACACGCACACGCACACACACGCACACACACAAAAUACUCAUUUAAAAGCUUAAAAAAAGAGGGAACCAUCUCGCCAAGUUGUCUGCAACCAAGUGCCACAUGAACGCGCACACGAACAUGAAUGUUUCCAUCACCUUGUUGGCUUGUCUGAACAUAAAGACCUGAAGAUGAUUUUUGAAUCAUAUGACACUUGAUUACUACAAUAAGUAUUGAAUUCAGUAUAACUUAGUGCAGAAACUACAAGCGAGCUGACUUUUCAGACCAUGAAGAUGUUGAAUGUAGUCUUAACUCACUGCAUUCACUUAUUAAACAUGAUUAAACAUUCACUCAACAACCCACCCAAAGUCAGCAUUAACAGCUUUGGUAACUUUUAAGCUCAUAGGCUGGAUUCAAGUUGGUGAUCAGGGGCCAAAUUUCACUUUAGAUGGGCUCCUUAUACUUUAUCACAGCAUUUUUAAAUGCCACUGCAGCCCCGUGGAUCAUUGCAGGGUGCAACUGUCAUUUGGUGACAGGUGAAAGGUGAAAGCGUAGAUGUGUAGGUAGAUCUCACUUUUUGUAGAAGAAAACAUGUAAAUGAUUGUACAUAUGUAAAUAUGGAUGAGUGUAGAAAAAUACACUACACUUGGCUUUUGUAACUUUAACACACAUUAAGUAUGAGGUGACACAUUAGAUCCUCUGUAAUGAGAAAGAAACAACUGCACCAGCAAGUCCAUCAAUCAAGAACCAGUAAACUAUGUCACAGCACUGUGCAUAUGAACUCAAUUACUGAUUACAGUUAACAUCAAGUUUGUUGUUUUCCACCAUUUAGGUGCAGCAUUUCAGUGUUUUCCUUCAUUUGCAACUGUUAGUUUUCCAUUUAAACUUGUAAAACUGACACAAUCACACACACUCAGUACACAAAGCCAGACUCCAGUUAUGCAAUCUCCAUAACUGUAAGAAACCACUUCCAUAUAAAUAAACACACACGCACAUUAAUUUCUUUAUAGCUUAAUUAAAUAAACCAACCAGUGGCUGCAGAGAAUUAGUGGUUGCAAUGCCUCAAAGUCAUGCAGUUUAGUUGGCUUUAGUUUACAUCCUCAUUGGUUUUCCAGCGUGUACUAUAAUCAUAGAGGGUUUUUUAACUACUCAUUUUCAUAUUUUCUUAUUAUGUUGUUAUGAGGAAAAUGACAUGUCUGGAGGACAGGAUAUUUAUUGGCUGAAGUUACGGUUACAUGUUUUCAUUUGAUCUGUUUUGAGUACUAUUCUUAGUAUUAUUAGAGUUAUUAUUAAAUGUGUUUAAGCUGAAGUGUUGCCGAUAGGAGGAAGGACACAAACAUUCAUCUCAUCAGCUUUGUAGCUUGCAUUUACAUAUUACAUUUUUUCUGUAUGAUGUUUUUACUCUUGAAAUAAAGAAGCGGUGUAUUUUAAA
This is a messenger RNA of Acanthochromis polyacanthus (spiny chromis), 3516 nucleotides long. RefSeq names its product RELT TNF receptor (gene relt). Gene Ontology annotation, biological process: apoptotic process. The record is from RefSeq and is a predicted model, not a curated record. NCBI's taxonomy places the organism in Eukaryota, Metazoa, Chordata, Actinopteri, Pomacentridae. The transcript is spliced from 11 exons. Bases 288 to 1589 code for a protein of 433 amino acids.